Messenger RNA from Acanthoscelides obtectus, 2224 nucleotides. NCBI's taxonomy places the organism in Eukaryota, Metazoa, Arthropoda, Insecta, Coleoptera, Chrysomelidae. The record is from the annotation of a GenBank genome assembly.
CAAGAAAGCCGUGGACACAUAUUUCAAUUAAAUGUCACACAUACUCGUUUUGGGUCAAACCUCAUCAAAAUUUCUAGUGAUUCCGCCAAACCAGAGACAGCUGGAUGGCAGGCAGCAAUCGAGCAGCAGGUACCCCCUGCACUAACAGAAUCAUCAUCAUUCCUCAAGGUACAAUCGAUCCCAAACAGAACACCGUCAUUCACAUACCAAGGAACUUGGACAAUAGUGCACCGCUUUUGGUCACGCCGCCACGGAUAGAAGGCGGACCUCUUAGCGUGCAGUUGCUGCCAGAUUUUCAGGACAGGCUAUCCCGGCCUGGAGAGACAAAUGGCGAUCGUGCUGCCCGUACAGGAACGGAACCCAAACUUUGCCCCAGCGAGCGCGCAAAAAGAAAAACGGGCAAAAAAAUAGAACAGAACUCUAAAGCUAUAGCAGUAACUGGGCCCCCAGAAAGGUUCCCAGAUCCUGAACCACCAUCUGUCACGGAAGAUACCAGAAGAAUUUGUAGUGGCGUUGGUGAACAAAACAUCAAAAGCAUCAAGAGUUUCUCCAGGAAACAGCAGACAGGUGGACCGGUACAGACACAGGUGUUCUCCAUGGAAGCUCCAGAGGGAAUAAGUGAACAAGCCAUGGAUAGGAUCAUCUGGGAAUCGAACCAACCUGGAUAUGACUAUUCCGUUAUAGAUGGGACCUUAAGAGCGCCUCAGCAGUUCCAGCAAAACUGGAACAACGAUGGUUUCCAACCAGGUUCCAGCAGCAUACCACAGCAGGAUCGUCUAGAUCUAAAUUUUAUGCUAAAUCAGCCCACGCCCAGCCCUAUCUGGCCUGAUUCCGGAGUGUCGUCAACAAUUGACCCAUCCAAAUGUAACUAUAACGGUAAUAGCAUUAUAUACCAAACUGCUCAAAUGAGUCAUCAGAGCGAUUUCUUUCCUCAACCUCCUCCAGCUGCCCCAUCCACUUCAAAAAGGAACAACGUAACAUAUAAAUUGCCUGAUAUCUCCACGAUGUACGAAGCUGCUCAGAACAUCACUCCGCCACCUGUAAUCCCAGCUUCCUGUAGAGGUUUCCUGGCAGCUACCAAUCCGCCUCCUCCAAAACCACCAUGCAAUCCAGAAUGUGGAGGAGAUUGCAGUCUUCCAGGUGAUGACACUCCCCAGCCUCCAGAUAGUUGUGUGCCAUGUUUCGAUUUGACCCAGCAGUCUGUGAUGAUGUCACAGCAACAGAAGCAGUGUAUUUGUCCACCCCCCAUGCCUCCACAACAGGAACAGUAUGUCACACCUUAUGACGAAGCCAUUGUGCCGCCUCCUGAACAAUAUGGGCAUCCGUCUUGUGAUGAGGUCAAUAUGUCGCCUCCAGAACAGUAUGGGUGUCUGCCUUGUGACGAAGCCAAUUUGCCGCCUCCAGAACAAUAUGAGUGUCCACCUUGUGAUGAGGCCAAUAUGCUGCCUCCAGAACAAUAUUGGUGUCCGCCUUGUGACGAAGCGAAUCUGCCUCCUCCAGAACAAUAUGGGUGUCCACCUUGUGAUGAGGCCAAUAUGUCGCCUCCAGAACAAAAUGGGUGUCCUCCUUGUGAUGAACCUGAACCAGAACCUGAGCCUUGUAAGCCAACCUGUGGAGGAGAAUGUAAUCGGCGACCACCACAGGGAGACGAAUGUUGUCCACCAUGUGAUGAAAACCAGCAGCAAAUGAUGGCUCCUCCAACUAAUACUGGUCAACGCGUUCCAAAUUGUCCUCAAGACUUCAACACAGACAUGUACAGCCAAGGCUUCCCCGGAACACCAUGCCCACCCCAGCAGAUCCAGCAAACGUCCAGUAUGCCUGCACCUCCCAGAAUGUCUGGAGCUCACGCGAUGACACCUAGAGGUUCCUGUGGAGGAGGGGUACCAGCCCAGUGGGAAUUGACCUUCCAGCAGCAACCCCAACAGCAAGCCGGUCCAAGGAGGCCAAGUCUCUCACUACCGCAACCUAGAAGGACAAGCAUCCAAGGGGGAAGCCAAAGAAGGGCUAGUGUUCAAGGUCAAGAUUCUCACAGCGGAGGAAAGAAGAAGGGAGGAGGGUGCUGUGGAAAUACUGGAAAGAGGCCUGAGGGCGGAUGUGGAGGUUGUUGUUAGAACGAGGCAUGGAUACUUCAGUUGAAGAAAGAGGCAUGUGUUAUCAGUUUCUUCGAUGUUAACGUUAACUGUGCGAUCAAGUGUCAAUAAAAAUGAACAUGAAAAUGAGAAUA